UGUAUCCUAUUGUUGAGAACGGGAGCGGCGGGCUGCAUUCCGCAGGAGUUGACUGUCCCGUCCCCCAGCAAACUUGUCAGCAAACUUUUGGGACUGGGAUUUUUAUGAGAGGAGGGGAAGCGAGGGGGAAAGAAGGUGAAAUUGCGAGCGUCCGCGCGAGGGAAUGGAGAAGCACAAAGUGCUGGACCAGCUCCUGGUGGAGCUCCACCGCUUCCUACUCAUCCUGGACAGGGAGACCCUGAGUGGGAAUGCCACCAUCCAGAAGGGCUUGCUCUCUGAUCUCCUCCAGUCCUACAAAGCCUCCAAUGGUGCUGACGAGGAGUAUAUAUACAUGAACAAAGUCAUUGUUCCUGGGAAGGACAACGACAACAAAGAUGACAGAUCAGAUGACGUGGUCAACGGAAAAGCUGCAAAAUAUAUCCCUGUCCCUCAGAAGAGCCUACCUGACCUGCCGCCCCCCAGAACAGGUGUGGUGGGUCGGGAGCCAUUCCCCUUACCUGCACUUCCUUCUCCAGCCUGUGUAGACACCUCAGAGAGUUACUAUGAGGAGGCGCAGCCCUAUGAGGAAGCCUUCAAUGAUCUGGACUGUUUUGGCCUCCUCUCAGGGCACUGGAUGCGAGUGCAGAGCUCUGACAGUGUGGUCUAUGCCGUUAUCAACAGGGAUGAUGGGGAGGCAGUGAGCAGUUCAUACGAGUCCUACGAUGAGGAGGAAGUAACCAGAGAAAAGUCGCCGUCAGCGCAGCACCAGUGGCCAUCAGCGGAGGCGUCCAUUGAGCUGAUGAAGGACGCUCGGAUUUGUGCCUUCCUGUGGAGGAAGAAGUGGCUGGGCCAGUGGGCCAAACAGCUGUGUGUCAUCAAAGACAAUCGCCUGCUGUGCUAUAAGAGCUCCAAGGAGCAGACACCUCUGCUGGACGUGAGUCUGUCUGGCUGCAGUGUGGUCUACAAGGAGAAGCAGAUGAAGAGAAAAGAGCACAAGCUGAAAAUCAUUCCAGUGGGAGGGGAGGCCAUCGUGCUGGGCCUUCAAAGCAAGGAGCAGACAGAGCAGUGGCUGAGGGUGAUUCAGGAGAUCAGUCCCAAGCCAGCUGAUAACUGUGACCCCCACCACUCUGUGUCUGACUCCCCAAGGCUCAUUUGUACAAAGGGAGAAAUGAGUGAGAGAUACUCAGUGGCUUCAGAGAGUGGCAGCAGCACCGAUAGCCAUGCUGAGACUCCCGAAAUCAAAGAUGUAAAGAAGAAAUAUGGUGCAGGUUUGAAGUUCAGCAACCUCAUGAACAUUGGCAAGAAAAAGCCCUCCUCUUUGGAGAGCCCAGAGAAAUGUGUAGACACCUCAGGCUACCUUAACGUGUUGAUGAACAGCCAAUGGCGGACCUGCUGGUGUCUUAUAAAGAACGGUCAGCUAUGGUUUUACCAGGACAAGGGCAAGAACAAAGUUAGCCAGCCAGCUGUGAACCUGGGGGGGUGCAGUGUUUUGCCGGACCCCAGCCCUGAGCACUUGUACUCCUUCAGGAUUGACAUGGAUGGCACACAGCUGGCAACCCUAGAGGCCAAGACGUCUGCAGACAUGGGCCAUUGGCUGGGCCUCUUGCUGUCACAGACGGGGAACAAGACGGACCCCGAGGAUCUGACGUACGACUACGUCAAUGCUGAGAGGAUCUCCAGCAUCGUCAGUGCUGCCAAGACUUCUUUAUACUAUAUGCAGAGGAGGUAUUCAGAACCAAACACCUACAUAGACGCCCCGCCCUCCAUCCCUCACGACUCUGACGAACUGUAUGAUGAUGUGGCGUCUCUAGCUGAUCCAGAGGAUGCUGAAGAGAGUGGCCUGCCAGACAGUGAAAACAACAGUCUGCAGGAACAUAAUGAAACACGCUCAGUGGGAACAGAGCAGGACAUUGAAAACAGGAUUUACUUGGACCUAGUCCCUGUACGCUCCUUCCUCCAUACGUCCACUGGAGGUAAAGCCCCCCCUGCCAAAGAAACUUCUGGACAUUCACCAGUCCCAGUAGAGCAUGAGAAAGACCCCGUAUCUCAAGUGAAAGAGGUCAUUUCAAACCCUUCAAACCCUACUGAGCCAGAAUCUGCACCUAUGUUAAAUGGAACAAGUUCGACCUCUGCUGCCUACAAACCAGAAGAAGAGCGUCCCCCGACUCCCACUCCACCGCGGCCACAAACUCAGCCAGUCAAGACCUCGUCCCAAAGCCAGGAGACCCCCAAGAGGACCAGCCUGGGAAUCCCACAGGCCUUCCUCUCCUCCGGGGUACAGGUCCAUAAAGGCCAAACGUUUCCGACUGCUUCCGGACUCCCUCACAGUCCUCAACCCAUGCGGCCCAAAGCACAUACCAUAGGGUGUCCCGGUGCAGUUGAAGGGAAACUGGGCAAGAACCGUACAGAGGCAGACUUGCGGCGCUACAUCGACGAGCGCGACCGCCUGGAGAAAGAGAAGGAGGAGGUGAGGAGCAGUCUGGCAAGCCUGAAGAAGGAGAAGAGGGAUACCAGAGAGGAGCUCAGUGCCUGUCAAGAUCCCAAGCAACAGGCCUUAUUAGAAGCCCGUUUGAAGCAGAAAGAGGAGGCGUGUCGAGAGGCAGAGCAGCGCAGGGUAGAAGUGGAGCUACGGUUGGUAGAAGUGAAUCAAAGUCUGAAGAAGGUGGAGUCUGGGCCUUUCACUCUGGGAACCACACUGGACAGCAGCCUUCAGGACACACCCACGCCUAAAACAGCAACCCUGCCUGCUCCCCAGACGUCGUUGUCAUCAUCAUCAUCCUUCCAACCCUCCAACAGCAGCGUCAAUGCAGACCCAGCCUCCCCAGUCAACUCUGCCUCUGCGCUAAAGAGCAGGCCUGCCUCUAUCAUGGCCACCACAGGCAAAGUCCUACAGAAAGCUAAGGAGUGGGAGAAGAAAUCCGCAACCUAGAAGGAAACCCUGAAUGCCCCAAAUCCACAAAUUUCUCUUGGUCUUGUCCUGCUUCAGCAAGGAACUGCCGAGUGACCAGACCAGACGGUUAAAUCAGCACCCACAGGACUCUGGAUCCUUCAUUCUCAUCACUUUCCUUGCCACGACUAUAAAGAGCCAAUCAGAGCGAUGCACAAGCCGUCUUCUCAAAUACCACUGGAUAAUCUUAGUUGCAAUGACUUUUCAAGUUUUUUUUUUUCUCCAUUUGCUAAAGCGAGGACAUUAAAGUAGUAGCAUCAUGGCCAGUCUCCAAUUGUUCCUGAUAAAGAUGCACACAUGGGAUGUUUCAGCAUGGAAAACAGCCAAACAUUUGAAACCACAGAAGUUUGAGACAGCAAGACACCCCUCUACAAAAUUGGCCAUUUUGUACACUCUAGAUUGUAGCUUGGUUCAUAUAUGCUGGUAGCCAAGAUGUAAAUAUAUUUACACCAUUAUUCAGCCUUUUGGCUUGUAUUGCUAGCUAAACAUGCACUUUUUAAUCAAAUAAAAAUGUACUGACAACAA
Molecule: messenger RNA, 3451 nt
Organism: Micropterus dolomieu (smallmouth bass)
Lineage: Eukaryota; Metazoa; Chordata; Actinopteri; Centrarchiformes; Centrarchidae
Gene: afap1l2
Product: actin filament associated protein 1-like 2
Exons: 20
Coding region: 164-2908 (914 amino acids)
Biological process (GO): positive regulation of interleukin-8 production; inflammatory response; regulation of interleukin-6 production
Cellular component (GO): cytosol
Molecular function (GO): SH2 domain binding; SH3 domain binding
Source: RefSeq, a predicted model, not a curated record